Molecule: messenger RNA, 1185 nt
Organism: Stylonychia lemnae
Lineage: Eukaryota; Ciliophora; Spirotrichea; Sporadotrichida; Oxytrichidae
Source: the annotation of a GenBank genome assembly
AUGGACUAGAUGUUUUACACAGAGGUGAAAAUAAUGAAGUCACUCAGAAAAUAUAAUAUUACAGGAUUUCCAAGACUUGAGUAAUAUGGAAGUAUUGAUGAGGAACUAGGUUUCAUUGCUAUGGAGCUCCUAGGUCCUAACUCAUUAGAAGUCCUAAGGAAGAUAGAAUCUAGAAAAUCUAAGGAGAAACUAUACGGACUACCAUUAGCCUCUAUCUCAAGCCUAGAAGGAAUGCAUGAGACAGGAUAUUUACAUUCUGAUGUAAAACCAAACAACGUAGUUUUCGACUAGUUUUCUGAAAUUGAGGAUUUUUUCUCUAUAGACCAGAGAGGCUAAGUUCUGUUAAAUGAUCGAACUCAGGUCUACUUGCUAGAUUUUGGACUUUCAGAAGCCUAUCUACUGGCAGAUGGCUCUCAUAUAAUUCAAGAUAAAAUAAAUAGAUAACUAGGAAAUAAGUUCUUUAUGAGUCUCUCUCAACUCAAGAAGAAUGUCCAAUUUAGAUAAGCUUUUGAUUAUGUUAAGAGUCUUUCUUUUAAUGAGAGGCCAGAUUACAAUCACUUGAUCAAGAUCUUCAAAUCGAUGAUGCAAACUUAGACUGUGGAGUACUUAGUCAGAUCAUGUCUUAAGCGACCAAUCAUUGUGACUCCUCGUGAGAUCGAUGAUACCUUUGAAUUUGAAAGGAAGAAGACUCAUUCGCUUAACGAGUAUAACCUAAAUACAACAAACUAAGCUCUCUUUCUGCAGAGACAAUACACUAACACGUACAACGAAAUAGCAAGUUAAUCAACCUAAAUUUCACCAUAAAAUUUCAGUUAGAUUAGCAGAAAUUUGCCUUUGCCUGAGCAAGGACCGCUAUAUAAAAGAGAUUCUAAUAAUAAUUGUUGCCAAACUAGUGAUGAACUUAGAAAUGGCCUUUACGAAGAAAAGAAAUCAAUAAACCAGAGUAACAAUACAGACAGAAGCUAUAAUUAAUCACCGUAUUCAAUGAGCAACUCGAAAUAAUCAACUUAAAAAUUUCCAAUGACGAUGGAUGUAAACAUGAGCAGAGAAGAAGAGUGCGUAAAAGUGGAGUCAGAGCAUGGUGCUGGAGAAGAGGAAGAGGCACCUACUAGUCGAUUCUAAUCUAUAUACCGCAGAUAGCCUAAACCUAUGGAUUUAAGAAGUCUUAGAGGGGGAGUUUUAUGA